AGCCUCAACUUGGAAACCCUUCCACUUCAUCAAAAUGUCACAAACUCCAGAAUACGUCAUCCUCGGUGCUGGUGUCAUUGGCCUCACCACAGCUCUCGAGCUCUCCACCCGUUACCCCAACUCAAACAUCAUAAUCAUAGCCAAACACCUCCCAGGCGACAGGUCAGUUGACUAUUGCUCGCCCUGGGCUGGAGCCAAUUGGUUGAGCGUUGCAACGGACGGUGGGAGACAGGAGGGCUGGGACCGCGUCACGUAUGAGAAGUUCGGAGAACUAGCUGAUGGAAAAGGAAACGAGACGGGGAUCAACAAGGUGCCGGUUAGAGCCUGGUUUGAUCGGGACAUGGAAGAUGCGGGCGUUUUGAGCGUGGAGGGAGAAGGUAGGGGGAAGAUUUGGUAUGAGAGCUUGACGGGUUUGAGGUUUGUGGAGGAGGAGAAGCCGGAGGGAAGUGUGUUUGGGUUUGAGUGUGGGAGUUUUGUGGUUGAUGUGCAGAAGUAUUUGCCUUGGUUGCAAGGAGAAGUGCUGAAAAGGGGGAUUGAGAUCCUUCGUGCCAGUAUCGAUGAUAUUCAGGAGGUGUUUGAUAGGUUCUCCAGUGUGGCGAGCGUGUUCAACUGUACAGGAUUGGGAUCGUACAAUCUGAAGGGUGUGGAAGACAGACUUCUGUAUCCAACAAGGGGUCAGGUGAUGCUGGUCGAGAACCCAAUAACUCCGAUGACGAGAAUGUAUUUUCGCUCCCCUCAGCGAGUGAACAAGGAUACCACAUACGUAUUUCCUCGAAACCCUGGGGGAGGAGUCAUACUCGGUGGCUGCAGAGUCGACAAUGAUUGGAGCGGAGAGGUCAAUAUGGAAUUUGCAGAAGACAUCAAGAGGAGAUGCUGUGCUCUGGCACCGGAAUUGGGACGGCCGGAGGAUUUGAAAGUGAUUCAACACGGAGUUGGACUUAGACCAAGCCGAAAAGGAGGCGCGCGAAUCGAGAGAGUAAUUAUGGGAGGAGCAGUGGUAAUCCACAACUAUGGGGCGGGAGGGGCAGGGUUUCAGGCUUCAUGGGGAAUGGCCAAGAAUGCCGUGGAUUUGCUCCAGGAAGACUCGAAGCUAUGAUCAAGUUCGAAUUUCAGAGUUGACAUGCCCGAAUAUUAUCUUCCACUCGAAAUUAAUGGCUUUCAGUGUAAGAAAAACUUAGGCCACUGAUAAAGCCUGCCAAUAGCCGCGCUAAUAUGGGGAGCACCACGUGAAUUAUCCCUCUCUGGUGAUAUCUCACUUUACCCUCGUUUAAAUGCCUCCAAUUUUAAGUAUUGGC
Messenger RNA from Hyaloscypha bicolor E, 1295 nucleotides. RefSeq names its product putative D-amino acid oxidase. Gene Ontology annotation, molecular function: FAD binding; D-amino-acid oxidase activity. The coding region runs from base 35 to 1096 and encodes 353 amino acids. The transcript has 7 exons. The record is from RefSeq and is a predicted model, not a curated record. Lineage: Eukaryota; Fungi; Ascomycota; Leotiomycetes; Helotiales; Hyaloscyphaceae.